Molecule: messenger RNA, 3337 nt
Organism: Carlito syrichta (Philippine tarsier)
Lineage: Eukaryota; Metazoa; Chordata; Mammalia; Primates; Tarsiidae
Gene: AMPH
Product: amphiphysin
Exons: 23
Coding region: 348-2201 (617 amino acids)
Biological process (GO): synaptic vesicle endocytosis
Cellular component (GO): cytoplasm; plasma membrane; synaptic vesicle
Molecular function (GO): phospholipid binding; protein binding
Source: RefSeq, a predicted model, not a curated record
UCGCCCUGUGCCCGCAGCUCCCCGCGCCCGCAGGGGCUCGCAGCGACGCGGCCCGCAGAUCUGGGCGGGAGAUUGCGGCAGCCGUCCUCCCCCGGGGGGCAUUUCGUGGCUACUCGAGUGCGGUAGAAACCCACGAUUUAGCACAGAAGCCACCCCAGAAUCUCUGUUUAGACCAAUAGGGCUGAAUUGUGAGCACACAGUGCUGUGUGGUCCUCCAGAAGCUUGGAAAAGCUGAUGAGACAAAAGACGAACAGUUUGAAGAAUAUGUCCAGAACUUCAAACGUCAAGAAGCAGAGGGUACCAGACUUCAACGAGAACUCCGAGGAUAUUUAGCAGCAAUCAAAGGCAUGCAAGAGGCCUCCAUGAAGCUCACUGAGUCACUGCAUGAAGUCUAUGAGCCUGACUGGUAUGGGCGGGAAGACGUGAAAAUGGUUGGCGAGAAAUGUGAUGUAUUAUGGGAAGACUUCCAUCAAAAACUAGUGGAUGGGUCCUUGCUGACACUGGAUACCUACCUGGGCCAAUUUCCUGACAUAAAGAACCGCAUCGCCAAGCGCAGCAGGAAGCUGGUGGACUACGACAGUGCCCGCCACCAUCUGGAAGCUCUGCAGAGCUCUAAGAGGAAAGACGAGGGUCGGAUCUCUAAGGCAGAAGAGGAAUUUCAGAAAGCACAAAAAGUGUUUGAAGAGUUUAACGUUGACUUACAAGAAGAGUUACCCUCAUUAUGGUCAAGACGAGUUGGGUUUUAUGUCAAUACUUUCAAAAAUGUCUCCAGCCUUGAAGCCAAGUUUCAUAAGGAAAUUGCGGUGCUUUGCCACAAAUUGUAUGAAGUGAUGACAAAACUGGGUGACCAGCAUGCCGACAAGGCCUUCACCAUUCAAGGAGCUCCCAGCGAUUCCGGUCCUCUCCGCAUUGCAAAGACACCAUCACCACCUGAGGAGCCUUCACCCCUCCCGAGCCCGACAGCUAGUCCAAAUCAUACGCUAGCACCUGCGUCUCCUGCACCAGCACGGCCUAGGUCACCUUCGCAGACAAGAAAGGGGCCUCCUGUCCCACCUCUGCCUAAAGUCACACCGACAAAGGAAUUGCAGCAGGAGAACAUCAUCAGUUUCUUUGAGGACAACUUUGUUCCAGAAAUCAACGUGACAACACCUUCCCAGAAUGAAGUUCCCGAGGUGAAGAAAGAAGAGACUUUGCUGGAUCUGGACUUUGACCCUUUCAAGCCUGAGGUUGCAUCUGCUGGUUCUGCCGGAGUGACCCACUCACCCAUGUCUCAGACAUUGCCCUGGGACCUAUGGACGACAAGCACUGAUUUGGUACAGCCGGCUUCUGGUGGUUCAUUUAAUGGAUUCACUCAGGCCCAGGACACUUCAUUAUUCACAAUGCAGACAGACCAGAGUAUGAUCGGCAACUUGGCUGAAUCUGAACAGGCCCCACCCACAGAGCAGAAAGCAGAGGAGCCCCUUGCCGCUGCCACACCCGCUGUUGGACUGGACCUUGGACUGGACAAUCGGGCUGAGGAGCCAGUGGAGGAGGCAGUGGUCAUCCCUGGAGCUGAUGCUAGUGUGGUGGUUGAGGUAGCCCCGGUGGAAGAGGCAGAGAAGGCAGCUCUCCCUGCUGAGGAAGGAGUAAGUUUAGAGGAGGCCAGAAUUGAAGCUGAGACCACGCAAGGUGUUGAGAGUGACAGAUCACAACCCGAGGAGAGAGAAGCAGCAGCGCCUCAGGAGAAGGUCAUCCCAUCUGUGGUCAUAGAGCCUGCCUCUAACCACGAAGGAGAAGGAGAACACGAAAUAACCAUGGGUGCAGAGUCCAAAGAGGUUACCCAGGAUGCAGCCCCUCAGGGCCCCACCAGCGAGACACCAGAGCCGGCAGCAGAGCAGAAGCCCCUGGAGGACACUCAGCUCGCGCCUUCCACGCCAGCCACAGGGCCUGCUGACCAGUCAGCAUCUGCGAGGGCGGCCACUCAGGAAUUGCCUCCUGGCUUUCUCUACAAGGUGGAAACAUUGCAUGAUUUUGAAGCAGCAAAUUCUGACGAACUUACCUUACAAAGGGGUGAUGUGGUGCUGGUGAUCCCCUCUGAUUCGGAAGCUGACCAGGAUGCAGGCUGGCUUGUGGGAGUGAAGGAAUCAGACUGGCUUCAGUUCAGUGACCUUGCCACCUAUAAAGGCCUCUUUCCAGAGAACUUCACCCGGCGCCUGGAUUAAGACGACAAGUGUUGCAAGAAAGAGCUCCGUUACUGGAUUUUUAACCCUUCAUGAAAACCUGAAGAUUCCACUCUUGCUAUUAUACUCUUAAUGAGUUACAGACUGAUGCCAGACAAAGCUUGGGAAGAUGUAUCAAUGGAGCAUGUAUGCAAAUGAUGUAUGAAGAAAAAACAAAAAAGUAAAUUAAGGAAAAAGUCCUCACUCGUUCCCAUGUUGUCAAUAACAGGUUUGUGUGUGCUUUGUCCAAGCUGUGGAGACUCUUGUACUUGAUCCCCUCCCACCAAUUCUAAAAUAGCUUUUUCCAGACAAGACCUUAAUUUCUCUGUACCAGGUGUAUGGUAUUGAGUGGCUGCCCUGCAGAAGAUGUGAUGAAUUAUCCUGUAGUCCAAGAUCAUCUUAUUCCCCUGCCAAGGUGUGAGCACGUGCUCUCUCUCCUUUCAAUUUUAAUGUGUUUAAGACUAAACUGCUGCAGAAGUUCUCGAUGUUCUUUUCCAACACAUCUAUAUAUACAUAUAUAUAUAUAUGGACACACGGUCACACAAGCUAGUUGCCAUGACUGCCGGAUCUAUGUGUAUGCAGAAGACUACAUAUGCAUAGUUGCUUUCUUUCCUUUCCAUUGUAGCUCUUUGCCUCUCAAGUGUCAUUGAUACAUGCAUUGCUCUUAUUCUGUCUGGCAUUACAGUUGCAGUUUUGCCUCAGGGCAAAACCAGCCAUCCCAUUGCCAAAACAGUCCGACAGUAUCUGUGUUUGUACUGUGCAGUUUUCAGGAUGAGAUGACAGGUCGCACAUCCAUGCUGUGGCCCCUGUGGAGACAGCAGGGCCUGAGUCUCUCUCUCGCUGUCCAGCCACUGUGGCUGGACAUAGGCUAGCUGGGAUGAACAGCAAAGUAGUCUUCACUUCUGCCUUUAUGAGAUUGGCUUGAAGAUGAGGCAUAUUCAUCCACUCCCAAAAGAACACUAUAAAAAUGGCUCCUAUAUAUUUCCACCUCUUUAUAUUUAUGCAACUCAUCCUCACAGAUCAUCCUAAAAUAAGAUAGGUGAUGUAUGCUGUAUCCACAAAUCAUCUGUAACAGUUAUGUUUUCAGUGCUGUGUCAUUCCAAAUAAACCUUUGGUAAUCUCCAACAAUUACCUCAUUC